Messenger RNA from Mercurialis annua (annual mercury), 946 nucleotides. RefSeq names its product UPF0664 stress-induced protein C29B12.11c. The record is from RefSeq and is a predicted model, not a curated record. Gene Ontology annotation, biological process: positive regulation of DNA-templated transcription. Lineage: Eukaryota; Viridiplantae; Streptophyta; Magnoliopsida; Malpighiales; Euphorbiaceae. The coding region runs from base 161 to 775 and encodes 204 amino acids. Gene Ontology annotation, cellular component: nucleus. The transcript is spliced from 5 exons. Gene Ontology annotation, molecular function: transcription coactivator activity; chromatin DNA binding.
UCUUCUACCAAAUUUUGUAACCGUCAUAUUUGACGGAGCGGAUCAGUCGGGCGAGCUAAUCUGCAUAAGUACUUUUUUUUUUUUGGUUGACAAUCAUUCCCCAUAAGUACAUCUAACACAACUGUAAAAGCAAAAACAAGAAAUCGGGAAGAAAAACGAGAUGGCUUCGAAUCCCCAGCUCUUGGAAGAUGGAAUGCCCGUUCCAUUUGUAAACGAGAUGUUUGUUUUAGCAAGAGACGGCGUUGAGUUUGCGAUCGAUAAGAUCCCAGGAAGCAACGGAGGCCAUGUGAAAGCUAAGGGAAUAAUUUAUUUGUCGAAUAUACGCAUGGUUUUUGUUGCAAGUAAACCUGCUGGAAAUUUCCGUGCUUUUGAUUUGCCUCUGCUUUAUAUCCAUGGAGAAAAAUUCAACCAACCAAUAUUCCUUUGCAACAAUGUGUCUGGCCUUGUGGAACCAGUAGUCCCACAAAAUGAAAACAGGGCUCUCUACUCCACUCACUCAUUUAAAAUCUUGUUCAAGGAAGGGGGGUGUGGAACCUUCAUUCCGCUUUUCUUUAAUUUGAUCUCAGCAGUGAGGCAAUAUAAUCAACAGUCUACAUCUGCAACGGGGCCUCCGAUUAAUCCCUUACAAGCAUCCCAAACUCCAGUUGAUGAAAUGAUGAGACAUGCAUAUGUUGAUCCUAAUGAUCCAACAAGAAUAUUUCUGCAGCAGCCAACUCCGCAGUCAGAAUUGAGGCGGCGCACAUACCAGUUGUCUCCUGCUGAACGCUCCAUAUGAUGCAUUCUGUUGAAUGAUGUACAUGUCAUACUUUUGAACCAAAUGCAAGCAAAAUGUUAUAUUAUUUGAUUAAACAGUAACUAUAUACUGUAAAGUCCAGUAAUAUGAUUGGAAAGUUGAGUGUGAUCUUUUAUCUUUAAUUUAUACUUGAUCUUGCUGUUUGAUGCGUUA